UUCGUCUGGCAUCAAGUCUGUGGCAACUGAUGCAGACAAAAUAAAAUAUAAAAGUCAUACAAUUUGAAUUGGAAAAUUGCCAAAAAAACUUGUCAAAUAACUGAGACAAAAAAUCUAAUACCUGACUGCCAAUAUCUAGUACAAGUUAGUCUUCAAUUAAAUCAUCAAGAAAAACAAUGUCAAAACCAACUGAAGAAGGCAGAAGAAGACCACCUCUACGUGAUGAUUCCUCGUUUGUUGGCGAUCGAAAAGGAAAACUUUUGGCUGUCAUUGGUGACGAGGAUACCUGUGUUGGAUUUUUGCUUGGUGGAGUUGGUGAAAUAAAUAAACAUCGUCAAUCGAAUUUCAUGGUUGUUGACAAGAAUACUGCUGUUAGUGAUAUCGAGGACACUUUCAAAAGAUUUUUAAAAAGAGAUGAUAUUGACAUUAUCCUGAUCAAUCAAAAUGUUGCUGAGAUGAUUCGUCAUGUCAUUGACAGUCACGUACAACCUGUACCAUCAGUUCUUGAAAUACCCAGUAAAGAUCAUCCUUAUGAUGCCAGCAAGGACUCAAUCCUUCGACGUGCCAAGGGUAUGUUCAAUCCAGAAGACAUACAUUAGAUUAACACAAUGAUCAACCCCCCAAUUAAAAAUAUAAAUCAAAUAAUUGUCUAUCACAAUAUAUUGUAUUAUAACAUUUAUUCUUUCAACUGUCAAGACGACAAGAUAUACUAAAAUACAAAAAAAAAAGUAAUAAUAAAUGUUUAAACAUUCCUGAAAGGUAUUAAUUAAAUUUUCAUUAUGUUAAAACAUUUAAAAAGUAAAUGGGGGCUAUAUUUUUUUUUCAAAAGCAGUUUUAUUAAAUUGUAUAACAAUUGUUGAAAUUAUAAAAAAAAAAAAAGUGUUUAUGAAUUAAUAAAAUAGUUGAUAAAACGUGAUGUAAAUAGAUUGUUGAAUUGAUGAGUAUAUCACUUGAAUAUUAUUCUCUUUAAGUUAUUAAGUAUUAAUUGUUCACACUGAUUAUUAUUGUUGUAAAAUAGUAAAUUGAGAAAAAAAUGCACACACACACACAAGGCAGAUUGUUUAGCAAUUAAAUAGAUUUUUCUAAAUCGAAAAAAAAAACAAGAUAUAAAAUAAGAUUCGUAAAUUUGUCAAAAAAAAAAAACAACAGUUCUUAGUAAAAACUUGAAUCAAAAUAUACAAAUAUAAUAAUUAAAUAAUUCUAUUAUCGUCUUGGUGAAUAUCUGACGAUUAUUUUUUUUUUUUUUAAAUAUAAUUUUGAAUAUCUACAAGUCUUCAUUUUCUUCUCUCGCUGACAUGAAUAUUUUUUGAACAGUGUGCGUUGCUGCAACUAUUUAUCAAAAGAAGAUAAAACAUAUUAAUAAAAUAUAAUCAUUUAAAAAAUUAACAUGAAUAAAUUACCAUUCAUUUUUUCAAACCAUUGAGGUUUAUUUUUCCAUUCAACUCCAAUAAAAUAAGCUGGUACACCAGACAGUGUUAUGACAAUACCCCAUCCAACAACUUCUGGUUGUACAAAGCAAGGUAAAAUAACUAAGAAGGCACAAAUUAGUACGAAUAUUAUUGGAAUAAUAAUAGGAACCUGUGUUAAACAAAAUAAUAAAUUAUUAA
Molecule: messenger RNA, 1607 nt
Organism: Aphidius gifuensis
Lineage: Eukaryota; Metazoa; Arthropoda; Insecta; Hymenoptera; Braconidae
Gene: Vha14-1
Product: V-type proton ATPase subunit F
Exons: 7
Coding region: 177-599 (140 amino acids)
Biological process (GO): proton transmembrane transport
Cellular component (GO): membrane; proton-transporting V-type ATPase, V1 domain
Molecular function (GO): proton-transporting ATPase activity, rotational mechanism
Source: RefSeq, a predicted model, not a curated record